AUGUCGUUGCUUUUCGACCUCGCCCACAUCCCUGAGGAGACUUAUCGCGCUUGCUGGGAAUUUCUGGAUCGCUUAGAGCGGCAUCUUCCUCGCCCAACUACCCUUACCCCCGCUAUUUUAAACAUCCACACAGAAUCCAUGAAGGCCUUCAAAGCUGCUGAGGCACUCUAUCUUACCGCCGGCUACCACGAAAUGGCGGCCGAAUGCCGCUUCGUUCAAUCCCAACAGGUUCUAGAAGACUUUCAACGCUCCGAGUUGUGGGAGCAUCUCAGUGAACCAACGAAAGCCGAAGUUUGGUAUUUCUUGGAUGGGGCCCGGAGGUACACCUUUGCAACAUCUGCGGACGAAUUAUUUGUGAAGUCCAUGGAAGAUCGCAUCUGGGGCUUGCAGUCCAAGAUUUGGCACUGGCGGGCCAAAAUCUCCUACGGGGAAGACAUUGACCAGGCGAACACGCGCUUAGAAGACCUUCUUCUACAAUGCCCAAGUACUGGGAAUCUCUUCCCCCGCAGAAACGCACUGGAGGGGCUUGCAGAGGUAGCAAUUUACGAGGGCAGGUUAUCCGAAGCCAUGGAUAUUCUACAGAAAAUUGUCGAGAUGUUCAAGGGAGACCUUUCGCACGAGGUCUUGUGGUAUACCGUGUUGAAGGCCGUUGUUGCAAGCAAGCAGGGUGAUCAUGCCCUUGCGAGGGAGCUCAUCUACAAAGCCCCAAAUCUCUUCCAAUUCUUUGCGCUGCGCACUGCAUUCGUGUUUCUCCACAGAUCUUAUAGCUCGGCAUGCAUCGAGCUCACUGCAGGCGCAUACGACAGGGCCGAGUCCCAUUUCAUCGCCACCAUUGAAGGUUGUGAUAUCCAAGGACAUCUUGAUUUCAAGGCAUACAGCAAACGAGGACUGGGGGAGAUUGCCUUUGUGCAUGGUGACUUCGUGUUAGCUGCACGAUGCUUCACAGAAGUACGGUCUUUGUGCACUGAGAUGGGAGUGCCUCCGCGACAUUUGUACAGUUGCGAGCUGUUCUAUGUUCUGCCGGACAGAUUUAGAGGAUGGUCAUUAUUUUUAGAGGAUCAGUCGCCAUUUGCAAACAUUAUGUAGAUCAUAUUCAUGUAACAGCUUGUCAUUGUAUCUUGGACGAUCAAACAUCCCCCAUAUGUUUCGUUUCCAUAGAUAUUUGAGGUUCAAGCGAUUAACGAUAUAUUUCCUUGCUUUG
This is a messenger RNA of Suillus subalutaceus, 1201 nucleotides long. RefSeq lists its product as uncharacterized. Bases 1 to 1086 code for a protein of 361 amino acids. The transcript has 3 exons. Gene Ontology annotation, molecular function: protein binding. The record is from RefSeq and is a predicted model, not a curated record. NCBI's taxonomy places the organism in Eukaryota, Fungi, Basidiomycota, Agaricomycetes, Boletales, Suillaceae.